This is a messenger RNA of Diaporthe batatas, 1403 nucleotides long. RefSeq lists its product as uncharacterized. The transcript is spliced from 5 exons. The record is from RefSeq and is a predicted model, not a curated record. Gene Ontology annotation, molecular function: dioxygenase activity. NCBI's taxonomy places the organism in Eukaryota, Fungi, Ascomycota, Sordariomycetes, Diaporthales, Diaporthaceae. The coding region runs from base 336 to 1403 and encodes 355 amino acids.
GAAUGCUGCAUCUCUAUUCCACCCAUGGAAAUGAUCCUGCAACAUCUCAGGACGCAGCUAAUCCGGCAUGAUCGGCAUUUCCAUCCGGGUGAAGUUCACAACGUGAGAUUGGACUGACCAUUGCUCGUACGUUACGAGACGGAGCCGUGUAGAUAAAAUCAAGUCAGUAGUAAUCCGAUGUUGUACACCCGCUCUCAAAUGUUAUCUAUCUUCAAGGCUAUCUCAGACCCCACUGAACCGGCAUCAUCACGUCUUGAUCUCGAGCGUUUCUUUCUCGAAUUUCCUGCGACUACUGUGUAACUAACUCUAGCACGUUUGGUCACUCAACUUACAACAUGGCAUCUGCUGCAAAAAUCCCCCUCAUCGACAUCUCCGCCGCCGGCGAAGAUGCCCAGCUCAAGGUAGCCAAGGAGCUGGUCGAUGCCGCCGUAACGCAUGGGUUCGUCUACAUCAGGAACAACGGUGGCCAUUUCCCACCAGGUGCCGUAGAUCGUGCUUUUGGCCUGGGCAAGAAGAUAUUUGAGGCCCCCCUGGAAGAGAAGGUAAAAUGCACCAUCCAGAAGAACAACCGCGGCUGGGGUGGCAUCAAGUAUGAGACGCUGGAUCCCAAGAACCAGAAGGUCGGCGAUCUGAAGGAGGCCUUCAAUUUCGGCACCUUUGAGAACGGAAAGGCCCAGCAGCCUAUUCCAGACAGCGUGGCUCAGUACGAGAGCCAAUACAGCGACUUCUUUGACCUCUGCUACGACCUCUCCCUGAGGCUAAACCACCUCCUGGGGAUCGGUCUAGAGGUCCAACCGCCCACCUUCUUCCGCGACCGCCACCUGCGUGAGGGCGGGCCCAGUGGCAACAUCCUCCGCUUCCUCUACUACCCGCCAGCCAAGUCCCUGGGCGAGGACGGCGAGGGCGCAGAGGACGUCCGCGCGGGUGCCCACUCUGAUUACGGCAGUAUCACCCUCCUCUUCCGGCUGCGCGGCCAGGCCGGCCUGGAGAUCAACCUGCCCGACGGCUCGUGGGCGCCCGUGCCCGUCAGCCCCCCCGGCACGGAGGACGACCUCAGCCCGCCCAUCCUCGUCAACAUCGGCGACCUGCUGAGUUACUGGACCAACGGGCUGCUGCGGUCGACAGUGCACCGCGUCAUGUUCCCCAGCGGGGGCCUGCUGGACGGGGAGAGCGAUGCCGAGCCGCGGUACAGCAUCGCAUUCUUCUGCCACCCCAUCGGGUCCACGACGCUCGAGCCGGUCCCGAGUGAGAGGGUCAAGUCCCAUGUUCCCACCGACGGCGCGGAGUGGGCGGCGCGUGGGGCGAACCCGGAUGUGGAGAGGAAGGCCAUCACUGCUGAUGAGCAUUUGCAGAUGAGGCUGCAGGCGUCCUACCUGCAGAUGUAUGACAAGGAGAAGCAAUAG